Messenger RNA from Stereum hirsutum FP-91666 SS1, 1886 nucleotides. RefSeq names its product cytochrome P450. The transcript has 14 exons. The record is from RefSeq and is a predicted model, not a curated record. Bases 16 to 1701 code for a protein of 561 amino acids. Lineage: Eukaryota; Fungi; Basidiomycota; Agaricomycetes; Russulales; Stereaceae. Gene Ontology annotation, molecular function: monooxygenase activity; iron ion binding; heme binding.
CGAGUAGCAUCCGCCAUGGCAGUCGUCGUCGUCCCGCUAGCCUCAGCCAUUACUAUGGUUGCGUUAGGCUGUGGGGCCGUUUUUCUCUCGCUCUUAGUACACAGAACUGCUCAAGAAGUCGCUCAUGCUUAUCGCACGCCUCUCCGCUCUCUUCGCGGGCCGAAGUCCAAUAGUGUACUAUUCGGAAGCUUCAAGGAUGUCCUCGAGUACGAGGCAUACCGCACUCAGGAGCGUUGGAUACAGCAGUACGGCCCGAUAUUUAAGUUCCAGUCCUUCCUCAAUCGCGACUACCUCAUGAUUAUGGACAAGAAAGCUCUCCACUAUGUUCUGUCGAAAUUUGAGAAGACCCCGAUUGUGAACUUUGCAAUACGUGGCAUUGUCGGUGAAGGUAUCUUGACAGUCACAGGUUCAAAACACAAACAACAGCGCAAACUCAUGAGUCCGGCCUUCGGAGCUAUGCAAAUUCGUUCAUUCAUAGAGAUAUUCUUGAACAAAUCCAACCAACUUCGAGAUAUCUUACUCCACAAAACCACGCAGUCGCAUCGCACGGAUGGAGCAGUCACGGUCGACAUGUAUGGCUGGCUAAGCCAGGCCACUCUUGAUAUCAUAGGCUUAGCGGGAUUCCAUCAUGACUUCAACACGCUAAAUUCGUCAGAAGAUGGUCAUAACGAGAUUACCCAGGCUGUUUGGGAUUUAUUCGACUUCAAGGAGGACGAGAUCUCGUACAUCCUUCAACUCUUCCUACCAGUUACUCGGAUCAUUCCCACUGAACGGACACGGAAGCAGAAGAGAGCACUCAACGUACUCCAUCGGCUUGGUCAUUCCAUGAUAGAGCAGAAGAAAAUCCAGGUCCUCAAGGAGGCAGGACCUUCCGAUACGUCUAGCAAUGCGUCUGGAUCUCUUCAGAAGGCGGAUGUGCAGGGACGCGACCUUCUGAGUCUUCUGAUGAAAGCCAAUAUGGCGUCCGACAUCCCUGAAGACGCGCGAAUGUCCGAUGACGAGAUUGUUUCACAGAUACCUGCGUUUCUCAUUGCUGGAUACGAGACAACAAGCACUGCAAUUGCCUGGCUACUGUUCAAUCUAGCAUGCGAUCAGCGUGCUCAAAAAAAACUCCGUGAUGAGCUCCAAGCACUCCACUCUGAGAAGCCUACAAUGGACGAGCUGUCUGAGCUGCCUUACCUUGACAUGGUUGUACGCGAAUCCCUGCGUUUGCAUCCACCGAUCAGCAACUCUGAGCGUGUCGCUACGGAGGAUGAUGUAAUCCCACUGGAGACAGAAUUUCUGGAUAGAUACGGAAAGAGAAGCGACCAUGUUCGAGUUAUCAAAGGCGACAUUAUCUAUAUUCCUAUCCGCGCGAUGAACAGGUCUAAGGAAUUGUGGGGUGAAGAUGCCCACGAAUUCAAACCAGAGCGUUGGGAGAAUAUACCAGAUAAAGUCUCCGCCAUACCGUCCGUGUGGAAUAAUACGAUGACUUUCCUCGCGGGCUCGCACGCUUGCAUGGGCUUCCGCUUUGCAGUCAUUGAGAUCAAGGCUAUGCUCUUCACUCUGCUCAGGACGCUGGAAUUGGAACUUGCUAUCACUCCAGAGGAUAUCGGGAGGAAAACAAAUAUCGUCGGUCGCCCGUAUGUGAUUAGUGAUCCAGACGAAGGACCACAGCUGCCUAUGCUGGUGCGGGAAGUGUCCUAUAAGGGCAAGGAUUGAACGAUUUAUUACCGCUCGCAGAUACGAAGGAGGCUUCAAUUUGUAUGUUUCUGUAAUUAUACUACUGGUGGCGACCUGAUUUCUCAGAUAUAACGCUACCAUUGCACUGUAGAAGAGUUCUGAUCAGUGUACAGCGGUCCAAAAAUACAGUUCCUUUUGGUUUGGACCUAGAAGUGGACUACUCG